Molecule: messenger RNA, 948 nt
Organism: Aegilops tauschii subsp. strangulata
Lineage: Eukaryota; Viridiplantae; Streptophyta; Magnoliopsida; Poales; Poaceae
Product: glutathione S-transferase U17
Biological process (GO): glutathione metabolic process
Cellular component (GO): cytoplasm
Molecular function (GO): glutathione transferase activity
Source: RefSeq, a predicted model, not a curated record
UAAACGAGAGAAGAACAGAGAGACAGAUCAGACAACAAUGGCAGCCAAACCAGACCUGAAGUUGUUGGGCAUGUCGGUGAGUCCAUUCGUCAUCCGUGUUCGCAUGGCGCUGCACAUGAAGGGCGUGAGCCACGAGUACAUCGAGCAGGACCUCUUCAACAAGAGCGAGCUCCUCCUCGAGUCCAGCCCGGUGGAGAAGAAGGUGCCCGUGCUCAUCCACGACGGCAAGCCCGUAUGCGACUCGCCGGCCAUCGUGCAGUACAUCGACGAGGUCUGGGCCGCCACGGGGCCGCCGAUCCUCCCCGCCGACCCCUAUGAGCGCGCCGUCGCUCGUUUCUGGACCGCCUACGUGGACGACAAGCUAUUCCCUGCUUACGUUGGCACUGCUAAGGCAGCCACGGAGGAGGAGAGGACGCAACAGAUUAACGAGAUGUUCGCGGUGAUGGGGCAGCUGGAGGAGGCAUUUGCCCAGUGCUCAAACGGGAAGGCCUUCUUCGCCGGCGACUCCAUCGGCAACCUCGACAUCGCCGUUGGAUGCAAUCUGCUCUUGCUCGAGGUGCUACGCAGUAUGUAUGGCGUGGAGUUCGUCGACACUGGGAGGACCCCGCUCUUGGCAGCGUGGGCGAAGCGGUUCGGGGAAACCGAUGCGGCGAGGGAGGUGGUGCCCGACGUGCACGUCGCCGUGGAGUACGCCAAGAAGCGUCAGGCUUAUUGGGCUGCUGCCGCGGCUACAAAGUGACAUGAUUCAGAUCAGAUCAGUCCGAGUACUACGGACUGAAAAUUAUCUCAAGUCCAUAGGAUGUUGCUCCAACAAUAAAGAGGACAAAUCAUGGAUACACCAUCUUAAACAUGAUGAUUAACUUACCUCACGGGGUUAUCCAACAAUCGCUGAUUUAGUUAUUGAUCCUAGUAGUAGUCUAGAUACGCAACGAAGUGACAUUUUUUUCA